CUAUUGAAUCCAAUCGAAUCGAACGGGCAGGAACAGGAUCAGUUGGAUUCAACGCACRGACCCUUACCAAAAACGUGCCACAGAUCGAAAGUCGGCGUUGACUCACGGAUUCUCUUCCGGCAGUAAACAGCUCCAGAGGAAGCCGUUGUAGAUCUAUACCUCAUCGCACCGCAUUUCUAUCGGUGCAACGCAUUCGGUAUGUUUUCCACCGCGGGGACAACGGCGGCGAUGGCGUGGAGGCUUCGUCCGGCGGUGGCUUCUGUUUCCAUCCCAUCUCUGGUAGCAAGAUCACUGGGAACAGCGAGCGGCACCAGCGGGGGCCGCAUCUUCCGCGGCCCCUGCCGCAGUUCAAACGCAGCACCCGUCGUUGCCGGCCAACACCACCACCGCCAUUCCAUCGAAACGACAGCGCGACUGCCCCUUGCCGGGGGGAAAGCCCUGCGGUGGUUCGGACCAUCUCCAGCCCGUCCGGAGCAGCAGCGGGGACAGCGACCCCAAAAGCCGUCCCAGACCAAGCCCCGCGUGGUCAUUCUCGGCACCGGAUGGGGCGGUCACAUGCUUGCCAAGCGGCUCGACAAGACCAAGUUCGACGUGCGGGUUGUGUCCCCGGCCAACCAUUUCUUGUUUACACCGCUGCUUCCCUCCACCGCCGUCGGAACUCUGGAGUUCCGGGCCAUCCAAGAACCCGUCCGGACCAUCGAUGGCCUCGGCGAGUACUACCAGGCCAAGGCCAUCGGGCUGGACAAGGACAAGAAAGUUGUGUACUGCGAAGACUUGUUCAAGAAGCACCAGUUCCCCGUCCGGUACGAUUAUCUGAUGGUGGCGGCCGGYAACAAAACCAACACCUUUAACAUACCCGGUGUCGCGGAGCACGAGGGCGUUGCCGUCCUCUUUCUCAAGCACCUGUACCACGCGCGGCUGAUCCGGAACCGGAUCCUCGAGUGCUUCGAGCGGGCCUCCAACAACAACGUGCCGCCGGAGGAGCGGUCCCGGCUCCUCAACUUUGUGGUGGUGGGCGGCGGUCCGACCUCGUGCGAAUUCACGACCGAGCUCUACGAUUUCAUCCACGACGACGUUUCCAAGUGGUUUCCCCACCUCAAGGAAGAAAUCAAGGUGACGCUGGUGGAGGCCGGCCCCGGCCUGCUGGGGAACUUUCACCAAUCUCUCUCGGAGUACUACCUGAAGAACCUGCGCAAGCGGAGCGUCGACGUUCGGCUCAAGACGGCCGUGACCGGCAUCAUCGACCGGAGGUUCCCCCCCGAGUCYAACGUGCGGGUGGAGGAGGGAGGAAAGUACCKGGGCCGAAAGUACACCGUGGCCACCUUUGACGACGGGACCGAGCUCCCCUUCGGGAUGAUGGUGUGGUCGGCGGGCCUCGCCCCCGUCAAGUUUGUGGAGGAUUCGGGGCUGCCCCUCGAACGGGGCCGCAUCAAGGUGGACGGCUACCUGCGGGUGCCGGACACCAAGGGACGGAUCUUUGCCUUUGGGGACUGCGCCCUUGUCGGCGAGGGGCUUCCCCCCACGGCCUCGGUCGCCGAGCAGCAGGCCUACUACCUGAGCGACGCCUUCAACAAGUACUACUCGGACUUUGACGCCCUCGAUCCUUCCAACAACGACACGGAGGUCCCGCCCCCGGGGCCGAUCGUUCCGGCCCUGCUUCCGUUUGGGGGCUUCCCCUUUGAAACCUUCAACAAGUUCCUUACCAAGCCGGCCCCGGAAUUCCAGUACAUGAACCGUGGGUCCAUGGCGGUGAUGGGAUUCGGCGGCGGCGUCAGCGACCUUACCAGCACCGACAUGCCCCUGCCGAAGGUCGCCGUGAGCGGUGCGGCGGCCUUUGUGGUUUGGAGGUCUGUGUACCUGAGCAAGCAGCUGAGCUACACGAACUUUAUCCUGAGUGAGUAGUACCGUGGCGUAGCAAGCCAGUCUGGUAUUGCAACAAGCGAUCCAGUCCAGUCCAAUUCAGUCGAAUCCAAUCCAUUUAGUCCGAAUGGAAUGGAUUGGAAUACCAUCAUGCGUUGCCUCUCGUUCGAAACGGGACCGAUGCGAUCCGGGUCUACUAUUGCUAUACCGCCGACUCACCCUUUUUGUUGUGUUCUUCCUUUCUUUUUGUUUCUCGGUUCUGUCUCUGGCAACAUGGCAUACGACACACGAAACGCAAUACUAAUACAACACCCAACAACUCCUCUAGUUCCCAUGUAUUGGUUCAAACAAUUCGUCUUUGGAAGAGAUAUCAGUCGGUUCUAAUUAUGGAUUUCAUUGGACCUUUGAUGACUGCCCUACACAGGGGAACAGCAAAAGU
Messenger RNA from Pseudo-nitzschia multistriata, 2299 nucleotides. NCBI's taxonomy places the organism in Eukaryota, Bacillariophyta, Bacillariophyceae, Bacillariales, Bacillariaceae. The record is from the annotation of a GenBank genome assembly.